Molecule: messenger RNA, 1581 nt
Organism: Phytophthora nicotianae INRA-310
Lineage: Eukaryota; Oomycota; Peronosporomycetes; Peronosporales; Peronosporaceae
Exons: 1
Coding region: 1-1581 (526 amino acids)
Molecular function (GO): oxidoreductase activity, acting on paired donors, with incorporation or reduction of molecular oxygen; monooxygenase activity; heme binding
Source: RefSeq, a predicted model, not a curated record
AUGUGGGGAAUUGCUCAACAUCAAGUGACCGAACGCCAGGCAGUGCUCACUGCUGGAGCGCUCAGUGGUCUGUAUCUGGGCUACAAACUGCUGGUUGCAGUGUACAAGGAGAUGAAGAUCACCCGCGCGCUGGACUCGCAGGGACUACACCGCCCCAAGUCGACGCUGCCAAUUCUAGGCAACACACUCGACGUCAUGUUCUUCCAGAAGGACCGACUGCAAGACUGGAUGGCUGAGCAGAGUCAGAUUAGUGAGGGCAAGCCCUGGGUGCUCAGCAUUAUUGGUCGUCCACAGACGCUCAUCAUCACGUCGCCCGAGGCGUGCGAAGAUGUGUUCAAGGCGCAGUUCGACAACUUCGGCCGCGGAGACGAACUGGUUGACCUUCAGCACGACAUCUUCGGCGAAGGUGUGGCCGGCGUGGACGGCGAGAAAUGGCUGAAGCAGAGACGUAUCGCCAGUCACAUGUUCUCUAUGAAAAUGUUGCGAGACGUGAUGGACGAAGUGAUUAUGGAGAAAUCCAUCAAACUUCGCGACGUCCUCGCUCAGUGCGCGAAGGAAGGCCGUGUCGCGCCCAUGAAGUCACUACUGGGCAAACUCUCUAGCGACGUGUUCACCAAGAUUGGCUUCGGCGUGGAUCUGCACGGUCUGGACGGAGAUAUCAACUCGGAAAUGGACCACCCGUUCAUUGAGGCGGUCGACGGCUAUGCUGAGGUUUUCGGUGCCCGUCUGCAGUCGCCAAUGUGGUACUGGAAGCUCAAACGUUUCUUAAACAUCGGAGACGAGCGUAUGCUCAAACGUUGCAUCAAGGUGGCUACGGAUCUGUUGAACGAAGUUAUGCUCAAGUCUAUGGCGAACAAGACCGCGGAGGACUGGAGCACUAAGACCGACCUGCUUACGCUGUUCGUGGACCAUACCGGCAAGACGGACUCUUCGGAUCUACGUGACGCAAUGAUGAAUUUCUUCCUGGCUGGCAAGGAGACGACGAGCUUCAGUAUGGCCUGGGUUAUUGUGAACCUCAACCGCCAUCCGCGCGUGCUGGCCAAGCUUCGCAAGGAGAUCCGCGAGAAACUGCCAGAACUUAUGACCGGCGAGCUGCAGGUCCCGACGAUGGAGGAUCUGCAGAAGGUCCCGUACAUUGAAGCCGUGCUCAAGGAGAGUCUGCGUCUGUACAUGACGGGCGUGCACCGUACGCCCAUGCGAUCGACUACGCUUCGUGACGGAACGUAUGUACCGUUCGGGUCGUAUGUGGUCAUGUCAGUGUACGCUGCUGCGCGCGUGAAGAACGUGUGGGGCGAGGACGCGGCCGAGUACAACCCGGACCGCUGGAUCGACGAGGAGACCGGCAAGAUCAAGUUCGUCAACCCGUUCCAGUUCAUCACGUUCGGCGGCGGGCCGCACCAGUGUGUAGGCAUGCGCUUCGCCCUGUUGGAGAUGCAGACAGUCAUUGCUGUGCUGUUCAGCCGCUUCGACAUCAAGACGCUUGAGGACCCGUUCAAGAUCACGUACGACUACAGCGUCACGCUGCCCGUUAAGGGCCCGCUUGAGUGUACAAUCCACGAAGCGAGCGCCCCCGCAUUCUAA